AUGAAGACAAAGAGGCACAGUAAACCACGCUUCACCUUCCCUGUCGUGAUAAUAUUUUCUUUGUGUUUGCAAAUAAGUGCAAACCAUACUGGUUAUCCUAGGGUUAUAAAUGAAACCUGGAAUCCUAUCAGCCACAACCUAAGUGGAAGCCAGCAUGUAACAGAAGCCAAUACAAAUUAUCCUUUCAGCAUCAGUUUCAGCAGCAAAAUGACCACUUUUGAAAUGCAGACAAGUACCCUGCAAUCCUCAUCCUCCACAAUGGCCCAAAAUUCAACAUCUUCCCCUGAAAAGAGUGCUGUUUCUGCCACUGGAGGACCUAAUACUAGCAAACCCAAGAGUACAAUGACAAAAGAAACAUGUGAAGACAAUAAGUCUCUUAUACUGAUUUGCUUCGUUAUAAUAGCAGUACUUGUGCUCAUCUGCACCUUCUUAUUUCUGUCAACAGUUGUAAUAGCAAACAAAAUGUCCUAUCUCAAAAAAACUCAGCGAGGAAAACGUAGGCCCAGGAGCAACGGUGAUAUUCUGGCAACUAACAGUUUAUGGCCAACUGCAGCAGGAACAUGGCAGAGAAUGCCUAAGGAGACAACUGGAGCUGACUUGAUAAUGCAAGACUUAAUAUCAGGGAGAGAUGCUGCGAUCCAAAGGAAAACCAAAGAUGAAGCUACUGAGAAACUCACUAAAGAAAUAGAUAAUGAGCAGGAAAACAAAGAACUAAAGUCACACAAACCUAUCUUAACCAAUUUUGUAGUUGAGAUUUAA
Cariama cristata (Red-legged seriema) is the source of this 759-nucleotide messenger RNA. It is a transcript of the gene EVI2A, whose product is annotated as ecotropic viral integration site 2A. Gene Ontology annotation, cellular component: membrane. Bases 1 to 759 code for a protein of 252 amino acids. NCBI's taxonomy places the organism in Eukaryota, Metazoa, Chordata, Aves, Cariamiformes, Cariamidae. The record is from RefSeq and is a predicted model, not a curated record. The transcript has a single exon.